AUGUCGGCUUUGCUGACUCUGGAUGGCUGCUCGCUGGCUGGAGCAUUUUUCAGCUUGAGUCUUUCGACAGAGACUACUGGAUGCGUGAUCUCAACACCCGCGAGGCCUUCAGAGAUGCUCUGGCGGCCUAUCAACGAUCAGUUCAACCUUGCCAAGUUCGCUUUGAAAAAGUACUUUCAGGGCGAGGAGCAUGCGAUCAAGCUGGCUGAGUCGAAGCUCCAUGGAAUCACCGCACACUCUGCUCGUGUGACGCUUCUAGAUGCGGCGGUGCAUGCUGGUCGCUCGACGGAAGAGAUCGGUUUGCAGGCAAACUGGAAGAAUCCCGGUCCGCUCGUUUUGAAGUACACACGGAAUCGCACGAGUUUGCCAGCUCAGAUGGUCCAACAGCUCGUGAAGGACAUGGUCGACCACUCCCACCCGUUCGAGGUGCCACUUGAUGCGGUGCUUGACGAUGGAGCCGAGACUUCUUUUGAUGAGGUGGGUGGCACUUCGGUGGUGGCCUGUGGACGCCUCACGAUCGAGGAGUGUACGGAGACUGGCUCAGUUCUUCCUGAUCCUUCACUGCUGUGCAAGCGCUGCGCCCUAGCUCGCCCUGAUGUGGUGUCUAGGAGCGUUGAGACGUUCGCGAUGCUGGGAGAUACUAUAGCCAUGGUCAAGCAGACGAUCAAGACCACUUCGCAGCUCGCAGGGCCACUGAAAUCCCUGGUGAAGACCAUGCUGAAUUCAGAGAGACGUUCGUCUCCAGGCACCCCGAUGUGGUCCUUCCAAUCCAUCGUGAGCCACACCGCAAGUUCGUGGAGCGAGUCCAAAAGGAUCACCUCGUCCACGGUUUUGUUCACUUCUAUGACCGCUAGUUCAGAGACCCAGGUCAUGGACAAGCUCCACCCGUUCUUCAUCACCUUAGAGUACCUCAACACUUGUGAGUUCUCCUUCAAGGCUGGUCCGCUCAAGUACCUGGCCGAACUGGAAGAGUGGCGGCAUGAGAACCGUGGCCUUGCUCUGCUCCUGGCGGCGGACUCGCUGAUCAGGAAGAAAGUCCAUCGGGUGAGCUCGGAUCAGCCGAAGAAGUUUAGCACCUUUUCCGCGGCUCUUUUGGAGGCCAAGAAGAAUCGCAAUCGGUGUGCUCGCCAGAAAGCUCAGCUUCAGCAGGCCAAAGCAGUUCUAGCAAAGAACUCUGAUCGAGAUAAGCCAGACAGCAAGAAGCCGUCUCGCGAUGCUCGUGGGACUGCGGCUCCCUGCCCAGCUCUGGGCCUAGCGAAAGGCAGCAAUGACGGCUCUCUCAGUUCUGCUGAGCGCAGCUCGAGCCCUUCGUCAGUCGAAGGGAUCACGGGAGCCGUUCAGCUCGCGCCCAUUGACAUCGUGCUCUCCGACAUGGUCAAAGAAGUCUCAGAUGUGGUGGAUGCUCAAGUGUGGCAGCGUGUGGUGCGUGUUCUACGCGAAGGGGUGGUGUUCUACCUGCACUGUGGCACGCCCUGCAACACUGUUUCUUCUGCUCGCAAAGAUGACGUAGGCCAACCACCUCUGCGCUCACUGGAGUAUCAAAUGGGACUGCCGGAUCUGCUUGUAUCAUUGUUUUUGAUCACGGUCACUUAUGUGAUGGAUAAUUUGAUCUUCCACGCUCGGGCUCUGGCCAUUGAUCUGGAACAAUGUGCAUUUGGGGCUCCCUCCCGCGAAACUAUUCGAUUGGAGUGCUCCAACGAACUGUUUGAUCCCUUGGCCAUCAAUUGCCCUGGCGGUCAUGACCACAUCCAGCUCAAGGGCAAGGUCACCGACCCAACAACGGCCCAGUGCGUGUUCAAGACCAAGGCAGCUCAGGUCUACCCUUGGGUUUUGUGCGCGGCAUUCGCCUCAGUGGUGCAUGCUCUUUGGCAGGAUCCUUUUCAACAUUUACAGGCUUCCUUUCAGUUGGUCACGCCUGCCAUGGAAGCGGCAACUGGGCUCCAGCAAGCCGUGGCUUGGCCAUCCAACGUGCUCAGUGGGCCGGAUAUCAGCUCAAGCGUGGUGCAGCCAAGCCGCUCUUGCACAUUGAAAUGGAGAAAGCCUUACGCGAGCUCCAGCGACCGGCGCAUGAAGUUGUUCAACAUCGAGGGCAUUUGCUCCGCUGUUGGUCACAGAUCGCCAUUGACCUGCUGCCGCAAUCUGUGCAAGCCAUUCGCCAGUUACCGGAUGCUCCGUGAAGGCCGCUCCUUGGCGGGGCGGAUCACGAACAACCAGUUCUUGGUCAGGUUUGCCAUGUCGCCUUGUACGCAGCCAUGCUCGAUGCGUGCCAAUCAGUUGACCGUGCUCUGCCUCAGUUGCUCUUGGAAGGCUUUCCCAUUGUGGGCGAAAUUGCUCGCACAGGAUAUCCCCGUUCGGGAAGCUCUUGGUAGGGCCUGGGCAAUCAGACGGAAGAUCAUCCAGCGGGUUGCUCAUGUCCCUGUCACCGAGAACCUUCAGAAAAUUUGGGAGGCCUCAAUCGAGGAUGUGCAAGAGUGCUCGUGCUUAGGUCCUUUUUCGCAGGAAGCUCAAGUUACUGAGAUCCUAGGAUGUGAAGAUUGGAUCCCAACCCAGAGAUUUGAAGUCGUUCAAAAGAACAAGGUCAGGGGAUGCGAUAGUGCAACUACGAACAUGAUCAACCAGGUCACGAAGAUCACUGAGAAGCUUCAGCUCCCCUCAACUGUCACCAAUGUGGCGGCGCUGAGGAUGUUGAGGUCGAUCAAGCCUGAUGAAAAGUUGGCAGGCUGGGUGCUCGAUGAGCUGAAGGCAUACCGACAAGUGGCUGUUCGUCCUGAUCACCGCAAGUUCUCGGUCAUUUGCCUCAAGAACCCCAAGUCUGGUGCUCCAAAUUCUUCAUCAUGGUUGGCCACUCCUUUGGGCUCGCCUCGUCCAAUCGCCGUUCGGCAGCUAUCAACGAGUUCCUGCGUGUCAUUGUUUGGAUUGGUUGGAGUUCAGCUUCUAUGA
Cladocopium goreaui is the source of this 2940-nucleotide messenger RNA. The record is from the annotation of a GenBank genome assembly. NCBI's taxonomy places the organism in Eukaryota, Dinophyceae, Suessiales, Symbiodiniaceae.